This is a messenger RNA of Parasteatoda tepidariorum (common house spider), 1207 nucleotides long. NCBI's taxonomy places the organism in Eukaryota, Metazoa, Arthropoda, Arachnida, Araneae, Theridiidae. The record is from RefSeq and is a predicted model, not a curated record.
UAUUCCAACAGGAGUGUUUCAUCCGAAAUUAUUUUUCCUCUAUGAGAAUUCAAACGACUAAGUUAAUGUUUUUUUAUGAACUAAAAACUGUUUACUUUACAGUGGCAUAUCCCAUGCUCAUUCAACCAAUUAAAUGUGUGCAGACCCAAGAUCAAGCUUAGAAUACUGUGUAGUAGAUUUCGUUCAAGAAAAUGGAAAAGUGGCAGUCGUGCCUUUUGAAUGGCUAAUCGAAGACGAUGAGACCGAUGGCGGAUACCUCUGCUGGUUUCCGCCGCAAAAUUUAAAAAGAAAUGUGCUCCAAAAAGUUUCUCCCUCAGAUGGGUGGGAUCUAUGGCCGGCAAAAGUAAUCCAUUAUUCAAAAACCUAUAAGGCUGCUGAUGCCGUACUGAAAGAAUAUCUAGUAAGAAGCGAUGUUGAAAUGUUUUCGGAAGAGGAGCCGCGUCAUGCAAUCAUACCUACCUCCAGUCCUCAAGUCUCAUACAUCCUCUCCUCUACUCCACCAGCUCCUAAGAGAGCUAACGUCAGGCUGGCUACGCAAUCUUUAUUUGCUGAGAGUGCUAUUGAAAGUCCUCUCACAAUGAAAGAGGCGAGGGCUGGUUUGCUAGCAACAAGUGCUCAGUGCACAAGUUGUGCCAAAAAUGAAGGUUUUUAUAGCUCAAUGGCCUCGGACAUGCGUAAGGUUUUAGAGGAGAUAGCUCUGUUGCGCCAAGAUGUCAACUGUGUCUCCCAAACUCUGCAUGUCCAACGUCCCGACACUGAGAAGUCAGAGGACUUCCAGCUCAUGGAGGCUGGAGAAAUGCAAUUGCUGGAGGUUGAGCUGGAAUCUAGUGAAAAAUUCUCCAAAAUGGUUAAAAAUUUGGGACAUUUCGGGGGCAGGGACUGCAAUGAGGUGACAAGGAGGAUUCUUGCUGCCCUACUAUCCCAUGAGGCUGCCUGUGGCUUCAACUGGAUUGGUGGCUAUGGCAAAUUAGGAAUGAAGACUUUUCCAAGGGUCCUCCAAAUGAUAUCAGGUAACAUAUGUAUUCCUUGAAGUGUACAUUCAGUCUAUUCAUUCUUUUCUAUUUAAUGUAACAAUCUUAUAUGUUGAAGAUGUGUAUCAGAAAUAAAACUUCUAGGUUCAGUCAAUAUAAAUUUUUUAUCUUCAUUGUUUACUUUAACCCCUUAACGAACAGGUUUUUUGGGAGAAAGAGAAACGCCCCCCCAAAAA